This is a messenger RNA of Polypterus senegalus (gray bichir), 2376 nucleotides long. RefSeq names its product carnitine O-acetyltransferase-like. Bases 399 to 2249 code for a protein of 616 amino acids. Gene Ontology annotation, molecular function: carnitine O-acetyltransferase activity. NCBI's taxonomy places the organism in Eukaryota, Metazoa, Chordata, Cladistia, Polypteriformes, Polypteridae. The transcript has 14 exons. Gene Ontology annotation, biological process: carnitine metabolic process, CoA-linked. The record is from RefSeq and is a predicted model, not a curated record. Gene Ontology annotation, cellular component: peroxisome.
UUUUACUCUACAUCAGAGUCCAGCAUUACCAUUUUGCAAACGUUAAAGGAUUAUGGCUUCAAUGCUGGUUGUGUUGUAAAGCUGACAGGUAAAGCCUCCAACAAAGAGAACGUAACAGAGACAGGCGUGGGAAAGUCGAGGACGGCCCCACCCGCCACGUUGAGGGGAAGUGCUUGUUAGCGUCUUCCACAAACAACAACCGGGUUGUGAGCUGUGUGGCGGCCUUUGCUCCAGGCGAAUCCCUCACUUUGCUCGCCUGUGGUCAUGCAUGGCGGGCUCGACUGCAUUUCGUCUCUUAUCGCAUUUUAAGGGCUAGCGGGGAGAGGAGUAGCCCGACAGCUGCAAAAUACAGAAGAACAUUGUCAGACUGCUGCGCUUUUUUUCUACUGUCGGACCCAAUGCCGCUCGUCUCCACCAGUAUGUUAAGUAAACUGCGAUUAUUCGAAGGAGCCAGGCUGGUGCAGAGAAGAUGGUUAAGUACAGUGCCCAUCCAACCUGUUCCACCUCUGAAACAAACGUUACAGCUGUAUUUACGGACCUUGGAGCCAAUUGUCUCAGCCUCUGAACUGGAGCAGAGCAGAUUGAUUGUGGAAGAGUUUGGCAAGAAGGGAGGCGUGGGUGAACAUCUGCAGGACAGCCUGGAAAAGAGAGCAAGACGAACAUACAAUUGGGUCUCGGAAUGGUGGCAGCAUACUGCAUAUCUAGAAAGUCGCCUCCCCCUGGCUGUGCACUCCAAUCCAGCAGUGGCUCUACCAAGACAAGACUACAGAGAUUGGAAAGGCCAGCUUCAAUUUGCAGCAAGACUUAUUGCUGGAGUUCUUGAUUUUAAAGCUAAGAUUGAAAGUCAUACCCUAGUGGCAGAGUACAUGCGUGGUAGACCCCUCUGCAUGGACCUCUACUCCCAAAUUUUUUCAUCCUGUCGCAUACCUGGUCCCAAGCAUGACAAUGUACUACACUUUGCUCUUACACGCCGGCCCCCUACUCAUAUUAUUGUUGUCCGAAACUUCCAGUUCUUUCAAUUAGAGGUGUACAACAGUGAUGGUACACCAUUGACAGUCGACCAGAUUCACAUGCAGCUCCAGCGAAUCAGAGGGAUGUCAUGGAAGACCGAUAAAGAGCCUAUGGGUGUGCUGACCAGUGAGCACAGAAACACCUGGGGCCAAUCGUACAACACACUUAUGAAAGACAGACUGAACCGGGAAUCCGUAAAAGCAAUUGAACGUGGUAUUUUCACAGUGUGCUUGGAUGCUUCAGUAAUGCGUGUAUCAGAUGACCGCUAUACAAGUCGCAUGGCAGCUCAAAUGCUACAUGGAGGGGGCAGCUACUCCAACAGUGGUAAUCGCUGGUUUGACAAAACUUUACAGUUCAUAGUGGGAGAGGAUGGUUCCUGUGGACUUGUGUAUGAACAAGCCAUUGCUGAGGGCCCUCCAGUUGCCAGCAUAUUGGACCAUGUCCUUGACUACUGUAAAAACCCAGACACCGUCCGCACUCCAAUGAUUCCCUUGCCGUUGCCAAAAAAACUUUAUUUUUACAUCACUCCUGAAGUCAAGAGACACAUUGAACAUGCCAAGCAAAAUCUUGACAUACUGAUAAAUGACCUGGAUAUCAGCUGCUUCACAUUUAGGAAAUUUGGCAAGAAUUUUCCAAAGAAGUUCAAGCUCAGUCCAAAUUCCUUUGUUCAGGUAGCAUUGCAGUUGGCCUAUUAUAGGAUGUAUGGAUACCUGUGUUCAACUUGUGAAACUGCUUCACUCCGCAUGUUUAGAGGGGGGCGUACAGACACAAUCCGCUCUGCAACUAACGAAGCUUUUCAGUUUGUCAAGGUGAUGCAAAACCCAAAAAGUGGGGUACAGCUGAAGCAGGAUCUACUCAAGAAAGCAAUCGAUGCUCACAGCACUAACACAGAACAGGCACUUCAAGGACAAGCCAUUGACCGGCACUUGCUAGGUCUAAAGCUGCAGGCAAUUGAGGAAGGCCUAAGUGUACCUGACAUUUUCAUGGACACGUCAUAUGCGGUUGCCACUCACUGGAAACUUCAUACUGGGCAGGUCCCAUCUCGUACAGACUGUGUGAUGUGCUUUGGCCCUUUGGUCCCAGAUGGCUAUGCUGUUUGCUACAAUCCAUUGCCUGAGCACAUUAAUUUUUCGGUGUCUGCUUUUAAUUGCUGCGAUGAGACCAAUGCUGACAAGCUGGCUCGUUAUCUGGAGGGGGCACUUGUAGAUAUGCACCAGCUGCUGGCAGGACAUGACUAAUGCUCUGAAGAAAAAAAUUUGGAAAUUGCUUCAGUUCAACUGUUUUUGUACAUUCAUAUCAUACAGUUGAGAUAAAAGCAGUGUCUCUUGCACUUCACUUUUUUAAAAAUAAAACUAUUCCACUGGU